AAUCUCAUUUCAAUUAAAAAACGUCCACGUUCAAUGAACCGUAGACUCCUAAGAUUCGCGACCAAACAGACAUUGAUAAUUCAUAGUUCACGAUCACGCCUCUUUUAUUUCUCCUUAAAAAUCUCAUACUUUUACUUUACCUUCAACUUCUCUCACUGUCUUCUAAACCACACUGCGGAAAAGCUUGGCUACUAAUAGCCACUCCACAGAUGGCGUUCACGGAGUUUAGACGACUUGACGAGGAUUCUUUAAUAGAGUACAUCAAAGCGACACCGUCUUUGUCCUCCAAGAUUGGUAACAAGUUCGAUGACUUGACCAUCAAAGAAGUCGGAGAUGGCAAUCUUAAUUUCGUCUACAUUGUUGCUGGCUCUUCUGGUUCUUUUGUCCUCAAGCAGGCUCUUCCAUACAUACGGUGUAUUGGUGAAUCAUGGCCCAUGACAAAGGAGCGAGCAUAUUUUGAGGCAAUGGCGUUGAAAGAGCAUGGCCAGUUGUGCCCUGGUCAUGUUCCCGAAGUGUAUCAUUUUGACCGUACGAUGGCGUUGAUUGGUAUGCGAUACUUGGAGCCUCCGCAUAUUAUCCUGAGAAAAGGGUUGAUUGCUGGAAUUGAGUAUCCAUUGCUUGCGGAACACAUGUCAGAAUAUAUGGCGAGGACUCUUUUCAGCACAUCUCUUCUUUAUCGUACUACCUUGGAGCACAAACGUGCUGAAGGUGAGGAGGUUGUAGGAGGUGGAGAAGAUGGCUGUGAUGAUGGUGGUGGAUUGGUGUUAGAUGGUGGUGGACUGGUGUGGAGGGUGGUGAAGGUGGCACAGUAG
Molecule: messenger RNA, 812 nt
Organism: Pistacia vera
Lineage: Eukaryota; Viridiplantae; Streptophyta; Magnoliopsida; Sapindales; Anacardiaceae
Product: methylthioribose kinase-like
Exons: 3
Coding region: 210-812 (200 amino acids)
Source: RefSeq, a predicted model, not a curated record